AUGGCUGCUGGAAAUAUUUGCAUGAAGAGUAGAAAUAAGGAAAAUGAUUUUCCCUAUCUUCAAUCUGUAAGUUUGGAGAAAAUUGUGUAAAUCUUUUGUUAUAGAAAAUGUCAUUAAGUUAAUAUUAUUUCAUGAGUUCUAUCCUGCUUUUAAACUAAUGUAGCAAAGUUGUACUGUAGUCCAUAUGACGAGCAGCUAAUUAGCUUCAAAUUUUUUUGAGCAAUUUGCAUAAGUAUUUCAAUUGGUGAGAUAGCACAACUUCAAUUAACAAUGAAACUAAUUUUGAUUUGGGAAGAAAUGUGAAAUUCCUAGGAAGAAACAGUUCUUCCCUUGGGGCAAUGAUAUUCUUUUGCUAAAUUUCCUCUGCUACAGCUUAUUAUAAUUGAGAUUGUCUUAUUCUUUAGAUAUCAGCACCAGGCACAUCUGCACCAGAAGUAUCUGUGCCAGACGUACCUAAAAAAGGAAUCAGUGCAUUAACCAUUGUGGAUGUUGACACUUCAUGGUUCACUUGGACUAUCCCAUGUUUUCCUGUCAUGUCAGUUGACUUUGUCAGAGUGAAAGCAUCUAUUAAUGGUACCCAUGUGGAUUGUUUAAUAAAAAACGAUGCAAAUAUUCACCUUGGCGAAUUGUGUUGUACAUCAUAUUGUACAAUUUCUAUUGAAAAGAAGGAGUACACUGUUUUGUGGAAUUCACACAACCCGAAGUUGGCCGUGCACAGGUUUUACAUAAUAGUAUUAAUAUUGAAAGUGAUGACGAAAGCAAUAUGAAUGUCCAGCAUUCACUGCCAUUCAAAGUUCUGAGUACCUGCAAAUCUGUAGAGCGACAGAGUAUACUGGAGGAAGCUUACAACUACCUGAAUGAAUAUAAUCGGCCAGUUUUUGUUCAGCUUGAAAGGGAACCAGACAAUGCUCACGAAAAAAAAUGCUAUUGCUGUUUUUGUAAUGACCGAUAAUGAUUUUUAUAAAGUUGGUUAGAUUGCAAGUGAACUAACUCAGUAUGUACACCCAUGUUUAGAUGACCCUAGUUUUGAAGUUUCUGUGAAGAACAUUCGGUUUUCCACAACAUGGAUGAUGGUCAUUAUCAAGCUUAAUUGCUGUAGAACAAGGAUCAUCGGCUACAUCAAACAGAGAAGUAUCAUCGGCAUAUAGAAAAUUGCUGCUUUGAAGAUCACGCGUAAUAUCAUUUAUAUAAAUCAAAAAAAGCAAAGGGCCCAAAGCGGAACAGCGAGGAACGCCGGCUUCAAUUUGCAUCCAGUCCGAUGACUGACAAUCUAUUAUGACACGCUGCUUUCUUUCUGAUAAAUAACUUUUAAUCCAUUUAAGAAGAGGAUCUCUUACUCUCAAAGAUUCUAACCUACGGAGCAAUCCUUUGUGCCAAACUUUAUCAAAGGCCUUACUAAUAUCCAGCAAAAUCAUCCGAACCUCCUUGCCUUCUUCACGAGCCUCGUAAACUUUGUGUACAAUGAAAACAAGCUGAUUUACUGUCGAAUCUCCAGGUCGAAAACCAGAUUGAAAAGGAUCUAGAAAAUGAAUCUCAAGCAAAAAAUUAUAUAGCCUAAUAAAUACUAUUUUCUCGCAAACUUUCGACAAAGACGAUAAUAAAAAAACGGGACGAUAAUUCUCUUUCGAUUGGCGAUUAUCCUUUUUAAAAAUUGGUAUAGCAUUUGCCAAUUUCCAGCUAAGCGGAAAUUUUCCGUUAGAUAAGGAUAUAUUAAUAUCGCCAAUCAAAUCGUCUGUUAGCUAUAUCCCACUUAUAUUCUAAUAAUAGUUUAUACUGUUUACUUGUACACUUAUUCAAAGUAAUCAUGUGAUUUAAAGGUUUAUUCCUUCCCGAUAAACCGAAGAAAGUAAAACUAUAUAGUGAAACUGCAAUCGUCCACAAAAUAUAAUUUUUGAGAACUUUGAACUCAUUCCCCCUCCCCUUAUUUCAAUGUUGAAAGGCUAUUAUAUCUUUCAAAAUGGAACAUAACAUGCUGCUCGCGUUUCGUUCGAGGUCAUCUUGUGGCAAGUCUAUCCCAUUUGCAGUUGACGUUUAACAUAUAAUGUUUGAAUUAAACAAUAUUUUUGUACAAAACAACAUUGAAAUCGGGAGUGAGGUUUGUUUCAAAUAUUUUGUGGACGAUUGUCGGUAAUGUAAAGGUGCAAAGUGUUAUUGGGUUACCCCAAAAUACCCCAUUUGGGUUCCCCCAAACACCACCUUGGGUAUGCAAAUGAGUAACGUCGAGGAAGCUGUAUUUUUGUUUUAAAUGCUCAUGCAUUCGGCCACUUGAGAGCGAAAAAAUCAUAGUUAAAAAUAUUUUAAAAGAAAUAUGGAGCAAAGAUAUUGUACCACAUUUGCAAGCAAACUAUACAUGUAAACAAGGGCGAAUUUCGUUUUUGACCAAUCAGAGCAUUUGUUUACCUUUUGGCGCUAAGCCAAUCAGAACGCGUACAUUGUUACUACUUCCGGUUUAGACGCGUAUUUCAACACGAAAAUUACGGUUGUACAUAAAGCCUUGGGGGGGGGGGUCUGUUUUUUUAAUUUUUUGGACUUAUUUUAAUGAAAUCCUAUAAAUUUUAGUUUAGCUAUAUAAUUUUAGUUACCAAGCUGGAUCAGUAUGUUGACAGUGCUUUCAUACAAAUUAUUAUUCUGAUAAAUAUAAUUAAAUUAUUGAUCACGAUAAAUAUUAGUUUAGGUUCAUGCCAGGCAGGAAAUAAUAAAAUAUAUCAGUUUCAAGAAGUUAGAAUAAAAGCGCGAGAUGAAAGUGAGAUGUGAAAAAACUCAAAUAUCACCGCGUAUAAUUAACGUGUUAACUUGUUUUCGAACGCAUCCGGAAAUAAUAGCGAAAAAAAUUUAAAAACUGAUUACAAUUCCAAAGUCACCGGUUCUUGUUCACUUUAUGAAUGACUUCUCCCACACAGAAAGUAUGAAGAAAUUCUGUAAUCUUAAGAAAUUCGAGUGGUCGGUUUUUACACGGACUGCCUCUUAAAUCGGCUAUCGUCAGUUUCACUGGGUAACAAUAUACGGUAGGCAUGCAUGCUCAAUCAAAAACAAUUUGGUUGUUUGAAAUUUUAAUCUGUAAAGCACAAUUGGAAAUUUAAAAAGCAAAAAUUUUUUCUGUUUGCAAAGCAAGAAUUUCCCGCCAGAUAAACGACAUCCGGAACACCGGUUCAUGCAGAUACGCGGAAAAUAGGGACCACGGUCCGGAUAUAUAUGGGUUUUUACGGACCGCUUCUCGACCAGUCAGAAUAGAGAAUUUUCAAAAGCCCUAUAAUAAUAGAAAUUACGUUAAUGAUUUAUUAAAGUAAGCUUGUUGUCAAAGGUGAAAUAUACUUAACUAUCUGAGGGAUAACUAUUUAAAAAUUUAUCUGCAGAUACGAACUAUUAUAAUAGUAAACCAUGCAUAUAUGAAUGUGACUGUUGAAGCGGUCCUGCAAUAUAAUGGCAAACUUAACAUUAUGAAAACAAUAAAAAUUUAAGCUAUACAUUUAGACUUUGCCCUCUGUUGUUGCCGAGUCGUACGUCUUAUCAUUGAUGCUUAUGUCUGCUGUAAACAAAGCUUUUAACUACUCUGCCAUAAACAACAGUCGACAUGUUCACACAAUGGACUAAUUACACUAUAGUAUCUCGUAUAUUUCUUUCGGGUUCCGAUUGAGAAAUAUACAACUACCUGAAAAAGACAUUUUCAGGCAGCUGUUUCUCUGGCAAUGGAAACGUAGAGGUUUUGCUAGUAUUUUCCAUGUAGUUAUAGUAUUUAUCUCAAUCUGCUGAUACAAAAUAUACUGAAAUUCGAAAAUAGAAUGAAAAUUGCUUUUCAGUUAGUCGAAGAGUUAUUAAACAAUGAAUUUCGCCGUGUGAAAAAUCUGAAAACCGCGCAAAAGAGACUGGGACGAAACAUUGCGUGUGACGUAAUAGUAUAGGGACUCGUCUAGCUUACUAAUAUACAAAUACUAUUGCAUGUACUAUCAUAGAGAAGGCAAUAGCGCUUAAAGUCGCGGUACUGAAAAACUGCUAAUCAGCGCGCGGCGCCAUCCCUUUCUGACGUUAUACGGCGAGGGGGGGGGGAGGUUAUAUACUGGAGACUUUCACUAAGGCCUUCCUAUUGAUUAAUUCAGCUCCAUCUGUUACAGUAUAUUUCAACAUAUUUCAUUCAAUGUUAUUCCAAUUGUUUCCGUUAAUACUGUAUUGACUGUAUUAGUAGUGAUAGUAUUAGUAUUAUAUUGUACAUUAGCCUAACAAUUAAUUCCCCUCAUGCAUCAUGGGACAAAUGGACAUUGGGUAUCAUUCUUUAAGAGAAAUAUUUUUUUACCCCUAGAAUAAUAAAUAUCCUGUUUUAUCAACCACUCCCGCACCGAUAACACAAACCUCACCAAUUACAGGUAAGCUUCGUACGAUGCCUAUACUUUAAAAGCAACACAAUACUAUCAGGUUCUAGAAGCAAAAAACAAUGGCGAAGCUAGCGGUCAUACUAGUCAUGCUUAGCAUGCCAAAAAAAUUCCAAAACCAAUGAAAAUAUGCAUUAUACUUCUUGUCUUCUUGCAAUAAAUAUGGCUUAUAAUAGAUUUCGUAUGAAAUUCUGUAUAACAGCCCUAGUUUACGGUGAUUUUCGCCUUCAAUAAUAUAAAACUCGAUUUUCCGGCAUCAAGCCUUGUGACGUCAUAAGUAUAAGGUCUAUUAAGAGACGACAGGAUCAAACUACCUGAAUAAUAUAACAAAAUGAAAUGCAGUAUUUGUUAUAUUUUCAAGUAUCGUGAUCAUGUAUUUCCUGAAAUAUAGUUUGAAAUUUAUAAGGAUAACAUUUUUUCACUGAUGAGAUUCGGAAGUACAGAAAAUUUUGAUGAAACAAAGAAAAAUGGGUAACAAACAUUGUAAUUAAUCUAAAGAUUCUGCCCAUUAUCGUUUCCCUUCACUCCUCAUAAAGAUAAACUACACGAUAAAUAUAAUUUGCUCCUAUAGGUCCAAGCUCAUGCCAGGGAAUAAAAGAUAUUGAUUUGAAUGAACAUGAUGGAGAGUAUAACCUUUACUUGAUGUUGCCAAAAUGCAAUCAAUCUGCAAGGAUCUAUUGCGCAGAUAUGGAUACUACAAAUCCCAAAGAAUAUGUUACAUUGCCAGCUGGAGGGAGCAAUAACUUUGAUCUUCAAUACAAUUUAAUGGCGGAAUACCGAAAUGAAGAACAGUGGACAUAUUUUGGAAAGGUGUUUAUUACUUAGCACAAGCAUUCUGAAUAUCUUCUACAUCAUGAAAUGGUGUACUCGUUGCAGCUCGUUCUGUAAACGUUGAUUAAUUAGCGUAAAUGAUAGCACCAUUUUUUUGUUAUGGAAACACUAAGUAUAUACACGCGACAAGUUUAUUGAACCACCUGUGAAACUGUUGCGAGUAAAUAUUAACGAUAGACGAGUGUAUACUUGCUAUUACCCUAACACAGAAUGAAGUUACAACACUUCUGAGGACUUUUUAGUACUUUGUUGCUGGCGUAAUUGUAGCAAUGCCCACAAAUUUAGAGUGGUUAGGUUUCUUGCAAUUGUGCGCUUUUAACUACGUAAGGACAUAUAUCGAUAGGGAAUGACAUAUAUCGAUACGACACAUCGAUAUCGAUAGCACUGUGGCUAGACACACUCUCUUGGUGUCCGAUGUACCGAAUAUUGAAAUCUCGAGGCUCCAAAAUCUUAUUUUCUGCGUUUUGGGGAAGAUUUGCCUUACAGAAAGCAGGUCAACUAGUUCAGAAUUUUGCAUUUCAGCCAGCGAGGUAUCUGACUCUUCCAUAAUGCGUAGUAAAACUACGCCUCCCCUUCCCCUAAAUGUGCUUGGGGAUAUUGCUCAUUUGUUGGGUAUUCUCCUAAAAUGUGUUCAGCAAAACAUGCAUGAUUUUUACUUCCGUAAGGAAAUAAAUGAGUUACAGUGAAGUUAUGCUUUUAUCAUAAUUUGCCGGAAAGUAGUCCUCUUCAAGCAAUUUGAUUGGUUGCUUAGCGCGUCCAGAUUUUCUUGCACUGUUCGAAUUAAGUCGGACAUGAACAAAAUGGCUUCCCGUUUCGUUCCGGUUACCGACGAGCAAAUUUUAAUUAAACGAUGCUGUGGUUUCGCCAAACACGAACAAAGUCACAAAAUUUUGUUGAACAUGCAGUGUCAGCAGGCCUUCUUUAUUUUAUUUUAUUUUAUUUUAUUUUAUUUUAUUUUAUUUUAUUUUAUUUUAUUUUAUUUUAUUUUAUUUUAUUUUAUUUUAUUUUAUUUUAUUUUAUUUUAUUUUAUUUUAUUUUAUUUUAUUUUAUUUUAUUUUAUUUUAUUUUACAGAUUUUGCCAUUUAACACAAACUAUUACACAAAAUUAGUUACACAAUAGAUUACAUGGCUGGAAUUACCACACAGAGAUUAGUUCUCCAAUAACGAGGUUCCAAGACAUUCGAAAUACACAGUAUGAACAAUAACAGCUUGCAGACCGACAAACAAACAGACAGACGUGAAGAACAACAAACAAGCACAACGAAUUACAAUCAACGACUUACAAUUUUUGUGACAAUAAAUUUAACAACAAGCUCGAUUCGAUAAGUUAGUCACACACAAACAAACUUAAAUGUUCUCGGAUCCUCAGGUGAGAUCCUUAUAAUGUUGCAUUAAAAAAAAUUGGAAAGAGACCACGGUUUUGUUGGAUUCUCUGAUCAAACAGGGGAGUGUAUUCCACACGUUGGCAACUCUGACGUAGAAGCUGUUUUGGUAGCUCACUGUCUUGCACUUGGCUACUUCAAGUAAGAUACCAUUGGUUGCAUUAGUACUUCGUGUUUCUCGAGUAGGAAUCUUGAUAGAAAUGUUACUGUCAGAGUUGGAAAUGAUGCACUUGUAGAGAUACACUUGAUCUAGACACUCAUGGCAGUAACAUAUAGGGAUGAUGCCGAUGGUGGUCAGUCUUUCCUGGUAUGAUAUAUCGGUUUGGUACGGCAAUGACAAAAUAAAUUUGGUGGCACGUAGCUGCACACGUUCAACGGUCAAGAUGUUGUUUACCGUCUGGGGUGCCCAUACCUGACUACCAUAAGCCAGUUGACUACGAACCAUAGUCAAAUAAAGUACCUUACGAACUCUACGCUGGCGAAUGUCGAAAGCCGUUCGCUUUACGAAACCUAACAUUUUAUUUGCUUUGGUCUUUAAAACUAUUUGCAAUGAAUAAAAUUACAAAAUUACCAAAAGCAUGCAAAUACUUUUUUGUUUACUGAUUGCAAUUUUACGGGAGCUUUUAAAGAUAUUUUUGCUGCUCAAUGCUUCGCCUCUUGGGGAAUAUCCUUACAAUAGUUGUUAAAUAUUGUUUACUUAAAGGGAACUUUACGUGGUGCGUGUACAAAACUCAAUUCUCGGGGAAGGGAGGGGGGGGGGGUCACAAAGAGGGACUUUGGGACAUUUUUCCACGGUCCACGGAGUAUUUAUUUUAGAAGAGGCCCUGGCAUACUUCAGCUAAACGCUGGAUUCCCUCCAUAUUAAACUUUUUUUUAUUUAAUUUUUCUCUUUAUUUACUUUUAGAUUCGUCUUAAUGUCAAUGACAUGUCAGUAGAUACAACUGACUUCAGGUUCGCUACAGCAGGCGCAGCAAACGUGUUUCAUCGCUUUGGAAGUGCUGGGGACUGUCUUUCAAUGAAUUGUUCCGUAGAUCACAGAAAAGGAAAUUUCAAAGUUGGUAUAAGUGGUACAAAUUUUCUCUUACCAAAGGCCAUUCCUUAUUUGUAUAUAGGUUAUCCAGAAUGUGUUAGAGGUGUACACAAGACAUCGAUGAGCUCUGAUCGUAGACAGUGGUCGGGAUACUGCGGGGGAUUUUGCGAAAACUGCUGGCCUACUAAACCAUUUCUUCUUCUGGUUAAAGGAUGUUAA
Molecule: messenger RNA, 7826 nt
Organism: Paramuricea clavata
Lineage: Eukaryota; Metazoa; Cnidaria; Anthozoa; Malacalcyonacea; Plexauridae
Source: the annotation of a GenBank genome assembly